Messenger RNA from Penaeus chinensis, 652 nucleotides. RefSeq lists its product as uncharacterized. Bases 180 to 614 code for a protein of 144 amino acids. The record is from RefSeq and is a predicted model, not a curated record. The transcript has 5 exons. NCBI's taxonomy places the organism in Eukaryota, Metazoa, Arthropoda, Malacostraca, Decapoda, Penaeidae.
ACCUCCUCCUCUUCCUCGAGUUCCUGCGACGCACAGCCUCUCACUCUUCUCCUCGAGUUCGACGUCGCAAGACAUACUUUCCAGCUGAGUCCCGAGUCGACUGAAUUCUUUCGACCGUGUGUGUGUGUCUCGAAGCCAGUGUCUUCAAGCUUCCUUCUCCGUAAGAGAUAAUUGAAGCGAUGGGUAGUCUCCUCAAGACGCGGUUGUGGUGGGUUGCCCUUCUGUGCACGCUCGUAGAAUCUGCAGUCAGUGGGCAGUCGCAGCCUUUCCAACAACGACUCGACGUAUCUGGGCCACCGACAUCACUAGCCAGCGACGCUCUGCACAGGCUGGUGGAAAUUUCGAGGGCCGUCUGUCUGCAAAAUCCCAAUUUGUUCGGGUGUCGCUUUGCAGAUGGCUCUCUGGGGGAAGGGAUUAACGAGAACAUGCUGUCCCGGCUCGAGUCCACGGACGGGAUAUCAGAUCUGGCGUCCUUAUUUAUCCUACACAUCUCUUAUACUCAAGAGCAGUUCUUUAAGAUGGUUACCGAGAGAAACGAACUGAACGAAAAAGUUAGAGCACUGGAGGCCCUCAACCUUCAGCUUAUGGAAGGAAACCUGACCGAUACACAGUAAGAAAAUUCAGCAAUCUGGAGAGAGAGAGAGAGAGAGAG